UUAGCUGUGGUGAUUGCAUCCAGGACACGACUGGAAGGAAAACAAGGAAAAUAGGCUUGGAUAAAAGGAUUUAGUUGUUGACAUUGUUAGCAUUAAUCUUAUCUUGUUGUUUUAUUCUAUUGUAGUUUUUUUACUUUUGUUUUUUGCGUCUUUAUCCACAUUCCUUACCAGUAGAUGGCGGUAACGCACACUAAAAGUUGCUUGUCAAACGCCAGUAAAAACCAGGAAGAAGAAGAACAAGCCCUGAUUGGCUAAUUUUACCGAAACGCCCGUUUUAAAUUUGUGCGACGUUUAAAUCGCGGUAGUUGUCCCUGUGGGUGAACAGAGCGUUCGGAUAACGAGGAGGCAUAUACAAGAUUAUAUACAGCACUUAACUUCAAAGGUUCAAACCCCUUUGCGAUAAAUGGUCCGCCAAGAUGACACUUAAUGGCGGGGUUAAGGCUCUUCUCAGAUGGGUCAGCACUAUACACUCUUGUCACCGAGAUGUUAAUAUUGAAGCGUUACAAGAUGGGGAGUUGUUGCUUCAUGUUGUUUUCAAGCUGAAAAAGGAGCCAAACCCACCUUUAUUUACCACAAUUGAAGAGCGCUUUAAAGUAAUUGCAGAAUUUGUUGAACAGCAUUGCAGAUUUAGUCCAAGCAAAGGCACAUCAUUGUCCUGGGACAACAUAAGAAACGGCUCUAACCUCAGUGUAGAAAUUGCAAAGGUGCUUCUGUUGCUGGUUUACCAUGACAUGAUGAAUGAUCGGUGCACACUUGAUACCUUGGAGUGUGACGUGGAGAGGGAGAUUGCAAAGCUGACUGGUUCAUUUGUGAUGGAGAGUGAUGGCUGUGUUUAUCUCAACACUGGACUUGAUGCUUACCUCUCAAAGCGAUUUUUACCCGUGUCUCGUGAAGUAUUCGAGCACGCAGGAAGCACGUCCAUCUCCAGCACGUCGACCAUCUCGGACAAUGACUCUCCUGUGUUCCACCGCUCACAGAAAGUCACGUUUGUGGAUAUCCACACGGUGGCGUCGUCCUCUGCCAGCAAAUCUCCUCUUCAGGAUAUAAUGAACACCCCCAAAUUCCAGCUGAGGAAGCUGAAAAGACAGAUGUUCAAGGAGAGGGAUUACAUAGAUGGACUGGAGAAGGAGCUCACCAGCAAGAUUGCGCUCAUUGCACAGAAAGAAUCUCAUAUUAACCAGUUGCAGUAUCGUCUGGACAAGCUGAAAAACGAGCAGAACGAUCAAGAGCAGGUUGCCAGGAAGCAAGUCGAUGAACUUGAAACCAAGAAUAGCUUGUUACGAAUGCGACUCAAUGAGAUUAUAAAAGAAAACAAAGACUUCAAAAGUAACUCCUUGUUGAUGGAGCGUAAAGUGACUGAACUCGCAGAGGAGAAUGGCGUCCUGUCUUCCCAGAUGCGUGCAGCAUCUUCACAGCUGAGCAUCUGUGAAGCUGAAGUUGUCAGGUUGAUGGAAUCCAAAGCAUUAACAGAAGAGGAGUGGAGAACCAGAACGGAUUACCUUCAGUUGGAACUCAAACAAGCCACAGCUGAAAAGGAUCUCCUGAAUGAAGAAAUUCAGAUUCUGCAGGGAAAGAUUUCAUGUUUAGAGGAUGAAAUCGGAAAAGCCACAAAUGAAGUCGAAGGAGAAAACAUGGGGCCUAUAAUGGAGAGAGACCAACUGGAGUGUGACAUUCAUCGUCUGAAGAACGAGCUGGAGAGCACGUUUGGCCGCUUGAAGACAGCCGAGGCCAACGUGGAGGCAAAAACCCAGCAGCUGGCUGACUAUGAAGAAAAAAUUGCUCAACAGAAGUCCCAAAUGGAAGCAGUUGUUCGAUCUAAGGAUCAGAUUUUGGGGAACCUGCAAAAGGAAAUCGACGAGCAGAGAGAAGCCCUUCAGAAAGUCAGAAGUGAUCAUAAAGUUGAACUUGAGCAAAUGGAGCAGCACCAAGCCGAGCAAAUGAGCGAACUGCGGAUGCAUAUCGCUGCUUCUGAACAAGAAUUGGAGACUCUUAAAGAAACAAAGAGAGAAAAGGAAUAUCUUCUCAUCCAGCUUGAAAACAAACUGAAAAAUCUUGAAACGAAAUGUCAAGAUUUAACUUCCCGUUUGGCGGACAAGGACCAACAAAUUAACACUCUGAAGGAAGAAGUUGAGGUUUUUACAGUUGAAAGGCAGAAAAACCAAAAUGAAAUUGAAACCAAAGACCAACUGCUGGCCCAAUUGCGUUCAAAGUGUUCCGAUCAGCAAGACAUUUUCCAGAAUAAAAUCUGUACUUUAACAUUACAAGCCGAGAAUCUUACCGUGUCUGUCAAACGUGCUGAAGAGGAAGUUGGACUUAAGCAAGCCUUAUUGGCUCAAAGUCAACAAGAUAAUAUCCAGCAAAGGGAGGCUCUGCAGCAACGGAUUUUAAGCGGUGAAGAAGAGGCUCGGCGACUUACCUCUGAAAUAGAAGCCAAAAACGAGCAGCUUGUCGUGCUGCAGAAUGACGCCUCCAAGCGGUCUGCAGACCUACUGGAGCAGAUCAGACACCUCGAAACUGAACUCGAAUCUCUCACUCUUUCUUUGGCAAAGGCUGGGGAACGUGUUCGAUCUCUGCAGGAGCUUCUUGAGAAGCAGGAGCAGGAAAGUGUUCUCCAGAAAGAGCUUCUCCAGCAGCAGCUGACCGCUUCUGAGGAGAGCGUAAGCUCCAUGAAGGAGCAGAUCUCGACCAAAGAGGAACAUAUUACUUUGUUAAAUGAGCAGUUUUCCGAGAAGUCAGCACAUCUUCAUGAAAACAUCCAAACUCUGGAGGAGAAGGUGGAGUCUCUCAGUUCAUCUUUGAAGGAUGCUGAGGAGCGUUUGCAAUCAAAGGAAAGCCUGUUUGCUAAACAGCAAUCACAGAGCACCCAGCAUAUAGACGCCUUGCAGACGCAGGUGGUUUCUUCUCAGCAAGAGGUGAACAGACUCAUCGCGGAACUACGUGCCACGGAGGAACAGCUCGGUCUCCUCAAGAAGGACAGCGCUACCUGUUCUGAACUUCUUGAACAGAAGAUCGAGGGUCUGGAUAAGCAGCUGGAAAAUAUGAACCAUUCUCUUUCCGUUGCGAUGAACCAAGUGAAGGCCAAAGAAGACUUCAUAGUCACGCAGCAGCAAGAGAACACCGUUCAGAUGGAGACGCUUACACAGCAGAACCAGGUCCUGGCGGAGGAGGCCCAACUAUUAAAAGAGGACGUCCAAACCAAAUCGGACCAGAUAGAUGUGCUGAAAGCAGAUAACACCGAGCAAUGCGAGGCGCUUAAGAAUGACAUUGACAGUCUGAAGAACCGAAUUCAAACCCUGCAAAUGACAGAAGAGCAAGCUCGGAUAAAAGAAUUGGAGAUUUCCCAAGAAAGAGACAAGUAUCAAAGCCUACUUGGAUCGUCUACAGAGGAAGUAAAUGUACUUAAGAAGUGCAUACAGUCUCAAGAAGAACAGCUCGCCACGCUGAAAGCAGAAGGUUCAUGCCAGGCUGAUGUGCUCCAGAAGGAGAUCAGUCAGCUAAAACGCCAAUUAGCCGAGGUCGCUGAUUUGCUUUCCAAAGCUGAGCAGCAGGUUCAGACUCAGCUAGCGACGAUGAUCACGCAGGAGCAGGAAAGCGUUCGCCAGAAAGAGCUCCUGCAGGGUCAGCUGUCCGCAUCAGAAGAAGAGGUGAGGAGAUUGGAUGCGGAGGUACGAAUAAAAGAAGACCGCAUUGUGCAGCUCAACGCUUCCAACACCGAGCAUUCCAAAUUGCUUUGUCAGGAGAUCCAACAUUUAAAGACACGAGUGGAGUCUCUUGAUGCCUCCACGAGGAAGGCUGAGGAGGACGUUCAGUCCAGGAAUGAUCUGCUGGCACAACAACAGAAAGAGGCAGACAGGAACCUUGAAGAACGGGUCCAAAACGAAGAGCUUCUGCGCAAGCAGAUCUCCUCGUUUGAACAAGAGAUUGUGAAACUCAAAGAAUGUCACGACGCGAAAGAGAAUCUCCUCCUCAGGGCUGAAGAGAAACUCGACAUCCUUCAGACCGAGUUGGUGGCAGUCAAAACCCAAGCAGCUGAAAAAGACCACAACCUGGAGACCUUCCGUGCUGAGGUUUCUACCCAAGCUCACUUGCUUCAAAAGGCAAACGAGGAGGCUCAUACCACCGCUAACCUGCUAGCUGCGAUUCAGGACGAGGCCUCCAAAAAAACACACAAACUCCAGCAGGAGAUAGAGCAUCUCAAAGGAGAGCUGGAAGGCAUUUCUCUCAAACUUAAAGAACGAGAGCAUCAGUUAUCUGAAAGUCAGCAGGAGUCUUCUCAACUCGUUGAGCAGCUUCAGCUUCAGCUCGUCUCAGUCAGUGCGGAUUUGAAACAACACAAAGAAGCCCAAGAUAAAACUCUGAAGCAAAGAGAAGGAGACCUGGAGCUUCAAGUUGUCCUCACAAGAGAAAAAGAAGACCUCUUGGCCAAGGUACUCCAGGCACAAAACGACCAGAGAGCCUUGGAGAAACAAGUGGAAGUGCUGGUUCUGGAGAAGGAGAGACUUCUUCAAACCAAGCAGGCCACAGAAAGGGAGAACGUGGCCUCGUAUAAGCUGGAACAAAUGCUAAAGCAAGAUCUUGAACUACAGAAACUGGAGAAAUUGACGCUCGUGAAAGAGAUGGAAAAAAACGAGGAGAAGCUGAAGGAUCUGCAGGAGCAGCUCUCUGGUAAAUCAGAAGCUGUGGAACAUUACAAGGCUCAGAUGGAAAAGGCAGCGAGUCACUACAAUGACAAGAAGCAGCUUCUCAUUGCUAGCCAAGAGGAAACAGCCGAGCUCAAGCAUUCCCUGGAAGUGAGAGAGCGUGAGCUGAAGGCCAUGGCUAUGGAAAACAAACUGCUUCAGUUGGAUUUGGAAAAGACUAAAAGCCAGGAAGAAAACAUGCGAAGCAAGCUGGCCCAUUUGGAGGCACAGGUUGCCUUUGCUGACCAAAACCUACGGGCGCAGAAUCGGAUAUCUGGCCAAGGAGGCACAUCGGAAUCCUGUUACUUGGAGGUUCCGCACGCUAAAGUGCAGCCCAAGAGAACCAUGAGCUCUGACAGUCUGGACCAAAGCUCCCUAGAAGACUCUCUGAACAAUACAAGGUCGCUUUCAGCACCUGGUGAAUCGAGCACACCUCUCGUUCGUAGUUCUGAGAGACUGGCCGCCAAACGUCAUGGUCUGCAAGCUGAAUCACUGGAAACUCUUUACUUUACUCCUAUAAAUACUAGACAUGCCAGCAGGACCAGCGCAGAGAACAAAACGGGACAGGAUUCAGUCUUCAGAAAUCCAUCAUCUUCUGUCAAAAGACGCAGGACCACACAGGUUAUAAACAUCACCCUGACAAAGAAAACUCCAGGUGGCGUUGAAGGCGAGGAGUCUUUCUACAGCCUCACUUCAGCUCGCUCACAGCCCAACCUUUCCGGGGCCCACGCUGGACGUCCGCUUCCCAUGGAGCUUUUUGACACGCCUGCUAAAAUGAGCGGGGCUGCCAGCGAUCAGCUCAUUGGUCUUCCUGGGUAUCGGCGAAGCACGCUCCAUUCACAGAAGAACGAGCCAGACGGUGCACCAAAUGACUGGAUGAGGAUCGCGGAGCUCCAGGCCAGGAACAAAGCCUGCCUUCCUCAUCUCAAGAGCAGCUACCCUGUGGAGUUUGAGCCCUGCCAGAAAAGCACAUUUAUUUUCACCGAUGAAGAGGUGCGUAAUGGAGACCCAUCAGAAACUAUUCGUCGGGCAUCCGUUAUGCCAGGCCAGCUGCUGGACUCUCUGGCUUCUCAUCGCCACUCCCUCAUGCCGGGACAGUCCAUGCCGGCGGCCAACUCCCGUUCUCACCGUUUGUCCUUGAUGGCUGGCCAGCCGCCGUCCAAGUCAAUCAAAUCCUCUCAGCUGAGAAGCCCGAAAAACACAAAGCGGUCGGCGUCGACUUUAUCUGUCCAUCAGUCGUCACCUGAGAAAAAGUUGAAGGCCAGCUGCUUCCCUCGUCCCCUCACUCCCAAAAACAAGAACAUCAACAGUGGACCCUCCAGCACUCAACUUCACCCUGCCCUCAGUCCAGCUGACCGGAGACAAUCCAUGAUGUUCACAAUCGACAACACCCCAAAGAAAAACAACAGCUAUCUGAAAAAAGGCCUUAGUAAGCUACGGAGCUCCACCCGCAAAUCACCAGGCAAAACCUCAAAGAGGCCUCCCACUGAUGUGCUGGCCAAAGAAAACAUGCCGGCUGCAGUGGGACGAGCGGGCAGGUGUGGCAGCUUCAAGUCACCCCAAGUGCUCUCUCGGGAGACCAGGAACUCCCCACAAACCGUCAGAAGGUCUGCAAAGUCUCCACGGCUCACAGAAAACGCUCGCAAGAUGAUGAUGCGGAGGAACAAGAUGUGAAGGGGGAAAAAAAAAGCAAACGCUCACUUUUAAUGCACCUUUACUUAUAUAAAAUGUAUUUUAUUUCUUCCUUUUCUAAUGGUUCUUACAGUUUUAUCUUCAAUAAAAUGUCUGAAAACGACUAGUGCUUAUUCUGCAU
This is a messenger RNA of Doryrhamphus excisus (bluestripe pipefish), 6492 nucleotides long. Lineage: Eukaryota; Metazoa; Chordata; Actinopteri; Syngnathiformes; Syngnathidae. The record is from RefSeq and is a predicted model, not a curated record.